Microdochium trichocladiopsis is the source of this 789-nucleotide messenger RNA. RefSeq lists its product as uncharacterized. NCBI's taxonomy places the organism in Eukaryota, Fungi, Ascomycota, Sordariomycetes, Xylariales, Microdochiaceae. The transcript has a single exon. The coding region runs from base 1 to 789 and encodes 262 amino acids. The record is from RefSeq and is a predicted model, not a curated record.
AUGGCAGUGCGCUACGAGUCUGACGGCGGCGUUACUGGGGGCCAGGUCGGUCUGCUAAGCUGGUCUGCGAGCAGCGGCGGCGGCAGUGGUAGCGGUAGUCUAGAGCACCGGGUCCUCAUCUGCAUGUCGUGUAAGGUCGGGAUUCGGCCAGGCGACGGCGUACAGCUACACUUCUGGCGGAUCCACCGUCUAAAGGGCGAGGUGAUGCGACAGAUCCUCGAUUACAGCUGCACGGCCGAGCCGAUCGCCGACCCGCAGGCCGUCCCGGUAGCCGCCGACGGUUCGCCUUACGUGCAGCAGCUGCCAAUCGUCGACGGCCUCAGCUGCUCGGACUGCCGCUUCCUUACGACGAGCCGGAAGCUAAUCAGGGUCCACCGCUCGCAGCCAGGACACGACAGUACCUGGAAGGAGGUACGACUUCAGAGCUUAUCGCGAGGAAGCCGCGCUCGGUACUGGGUAGUCGAGCAAGUACAGGGUAGCAUAGGACCUGACGGGACGACUAGCCUAAGGUCCACCGCCUCUGGCUCCCCUCAACGUCUACUAGCGGACUGUCUUGCGAGAUACGAAGAAAGCCUGGCGGCCGAGCCCGAGGAGACACGCCGGAUAGUUGAUAGCCGGACAGGACCAAACUUCGAGUCAACCUGGGUUCGCGAGAUGGGCUGGGAGGACGCGCCGGAGUUGGGAAGACCACCUUGUGCAAGAAGAUUGUCCAUGAAUUCAAGCAAGGCACAUGGGUCGAAUGGAAGGAAUUAUUUGACCGCAUCCUUUGGGUGCCUCUGCGAAACUUGA